Teleopsis dalmanni is the source of this 1368-nucleotide messenger RNA. Its product is annotated as stAR-related lipid transfer protein 7, mitochondrial-like. Gene Ontology annotation, molecular function: lipid binding. The transcript is spliced from 3 exons. Lineage: Eukaryota; Metazoa; Arthropoda; Insecta; Diptera; Diopsidae. Bases 163 to 1224 code for a protein of 353 amino acids. The record is from RefSeq and is a predicted model, not a curated record.
CAAAGUUCGGAGUAUACUAACAGUACGAGGAGUGAACACAAGCGCCCUACUCCUCCUGCCAGGAAAUCAUGGUCAUUGCCAAUCAUUCAACAAACUCUACGUAUCAAGAACUUAUUUGCAAAUUACAGAAGAAUCUACAGUCCCCGAAAAUUGAGACAAAAAAUGGCAGAGCAACAAUUAGACUUAAAGGCAACUACUUCCAAGGGUAUACUUAUGAGUAUGGUUGGUUUAAAUGCUGCAGCCACGUCGUAUAAUGUUGAUUGGAAGAAGGAGAGAAUCAGUUUAAGAAAUUUUGAUAGGUUCUAUACUGAUAUCGAAUUUAUGCGAAAUUUAUGCUUCAAUACUUUGUGUCCGAAAUGUUUAAAAAAGAAUAUGCAGUAUUGCUACUGUGGAAUAGGAAAUGAAAAAAUAGAAAAUGAAAAAUGUCUGUCACUUGGUAAUGGAGAGUUCAGUCGAAUAAAUUUCUCAAAGUCCUUGUAUUUAGAAUCAGAAAUGGAAGAUGGCAUUGCUAUGAUCCAAAUGAAUGAGGAGUCCUUAUGGGAACCAUAUUUAUGUAAGGGCGGUAUAUCUAUUUGGAGAAAAGAAGAAAGAGAAAAUAAAUACAUUUAUAAGAUUUAUUCCAGUUUUAGCGAUAUAUCCGCAAUUGAUCUCUUUCAUGUACAAACUGAUCUUGAAUAUAGAAAAGAAUGGGACAACACUGUUGUUAAAUUGAAAGUUAUUGAAGAGGAUCCCGAAGAACAUACUUCUAAUCUUAUAUACUGGGAGAUGGGGUGGCCACGAUUCUUUUCCAAUCGUGAUUAUGUGUUUACUCGACGAUACUUUCAUGAUCCUCAUUCAAAUAUAAUGAUGAUAUGUAAUCGUAGCACUACAGAUCCUCGCCAUCCAGAAACAAAAAGUAUAGUACGUGUGAAUAACUAUUGGAGUCUUAUGAUACUGAUGCCUUUUAGAAGAUGCGACGAGCCGGGUGUUCAUUUCGUUUUAACAUACUUUGAUGAUCCUGUUGUUUCUCUACCUGAAAGGAUUAAGACUGCAAUAACAGAAAAGCAAGUACCGGAAUUUGUUAAUAAAAUGUAUGCUGCAACGAAGAUUUAUGCUGAGAAACGAGACUUAAAAGCAAAAAUGUUGGAUGACUUACAGGACCUUGAAAUGAAUCAUAUUCCAUUUUCUGCAAAUCCAACAAAAACUAAUUCAUUUUGGAGUUUUAAAAACUUAGAGAAGAAAUAAAACAAAAAUGAUAUACUUUGUCUUUAAGAAUAUGGGCUUUAAAGCUAACGAUAUUCAAACAAUACCAAUGUUCCGUAAAUUAAACAUUUAACUACGAAAACAAAAAUUUAUUAUUUAAACAGUUGGGUUAACGAAAUUUUUAAC